AUGAAGCGUUUUUUUGGUAGAACUGGCCAAACAACUGAUGAUAAUAGUUCUACAAAACCAAAAGAAGCGAUAGUUAAUGCACCGAAUAUUACCUGGAGUCACACAUGGUCAUUUAAUGAAUCACGUGAUGCCUUAUCAGAAUCAUUUUUUGCUAAUAUUCCUAAUGAAAUUCUAUUGCGCUUAUUUCAACUAUUUUCUGUACGCGAUUUGUGUAGUAUUUCAUCGGUUUGUCGAUUGUUCAAAAUGAUCGCCGAUCAAGAUGAAAUCUGGAAAUUCAAAUACGAUAGUAAGACUAUCGAACUGUCGGUGAAUAUUGAUCCUAUAGCUCAUGAACUAGUACAACUACUUGAAAAAGCAUCAAAAUUUCAAGAGCAAUGGCAGCAAGCUCCUAUUUUAAAACAAAUGAUAACAAGAUACUAUCGUUUUAUGCGAUUGAAAGCAUCUCAUCCAACAAAUAUUCUAUUGAUUCCUACUAUGGAUAUUGAAAUUGUCUGGCAGACUCAUUUACUUCGGCCUGAAAUGUAUCAAGCUGAUUGUCUUCGUUUGUUUCGUCGCAUAAUUGAUCAUUCAUUACUAAUCACUAAUAUUCAGAAAAUGUUGAAAGACCAGGCAUUUCAAGAUACUUGCCAACUAUAUGAAAAAACAUAUGGCGAACAAUACUGUUCAUUAUCACCAGAUAAUGAUAAACAAGAAAGUGUAUCAAAUAUGAAUCGCCGCUCUAAGCUGACCUAUGCUUAUUGGGAUAACACACAAUGCAAAUUUUCAACGCAACCACCGAAGGAUUACGAGAAUCGUUUUUCAUUUACUGAAUCUGAUAUUAUUCUAGAUAUGAGUUGGCUUGAUUCAUGCAAACAGUUUAUGCGUAACGCCCUGGAAAAAAUUUCUGGUGAAGCUUAUGAUCCUGAUGAAUGUUUUGAUAUUGAUCUUGGUGAAGGGGCAAUGGAAAGAUUAAAAAAAUCGUACGAACGAUUUUUAUAUAUGGCAGCCAAAUAUCCACUAGAGAAAAGCAAUGGUUUCGUGCCUCCUACUUAUGCGAUUGACAUUAUUUGGCACUCUCAUAUGCAAGAACCAUUGAAUUAUAGAGCUGAUUGCAUUCGUUUUGUUGGAUAUGUUGUCAAUCAUGCGCCAUGGCCGAUGAUUGAAGACGAUAUCAUGAAAAAAACAAGUGAUCGAUCAGACGAUAUGUGGAAAAAAGAAUUUCAACCGGAUAUCGAAACUGAUCAUCUCUAUAAUACCAUUGAUUGUGACGCUACUAGGGGGAAACAGCGGACUUCAGGACUUCAAGGUUUGAAAGACUUCGAAAGACUUCUAGAGACUUUAACAAGCGAGACUUCAGUAGACUUCGAUAGACCUCAAAAGAUUUCAGAUGACUUCUAG
Adineta steineri is the source of this 1377-nucleotide messenger RNA. The record is from the annotation of a GenBank genome assembly. NCBI's taxonomy places the organism in Eukaryota, Metazoa, Rotifera, Eurotatoria, Adinetida, Adinetidae.